UUGCGGUAUGGUAUUGGCAGGUACCCUAGGCUCAGAGCAGUGCUUCUCUACCUCUGUGUGUGUCGUUCCGCUGUCCGUUCCGGUGGAUGCUGUCGAUAGUAACGUUCAGUGAACACAUGACAUUUUAAACCCCGGUGCUCAAACCACAACGGCUGGAUGAGUGGCCCAACUUUCACCCCCCCCUCGGCAGAGGUGGCAGAGAUGAACCGCAUCCAUUAUGAGUUGGAGUAUACAGAGGGCAUCAGCCAGCGCAUGCGGAUCCCUGAAACGCUCAAGGUGGCCCCAGAGAACCAACCAGUGCCUCUGCCACUACAGCCCCCCAUGCCCCCUCAUACAACACUGAUGCAGGUGCCUGAGAGGAUCAUUGUAGCAGGUGAUGAGGGGGACCCUAGAUUUUCUUGCCCCAGAGAUUUAGACCUGAUUCAGUCUGUCCCUCCUGUGGAUCUGCUGGACAUGAAGGCCCCACCUCGGGUUCUCACCCUCACUGAACAACCACUGGACUCACUGGAAACUGAUCAAGCUGCCAAUUCACAGAACAAUCCCAGCCAAGCUGCCCAUUUCCGUUCUCGAAGGGAACGUAGUGCCAGUGAUAACAUUUCCGGCCGCCACAGCAGUCACAUCAACAGAGGUGAUGCAAGUGUAACCCCUUCCCCCUCUGCUCCUCCAGUCCGCUUGUGUCCCCCUCUCUGUUCCCCUGAGGAUGCAAACAUCAACCUGUUCACAGCUGCCGGCUUCCUGUCGUAUAUUCAGUCAACAACACGUAGAGCGUAUCAGCAGGUUCUUGAUGUGCUGGAUGACAGCCACCGCAGGAUGCCCUUGGAUCUGGCAGUGGAUAUGAAUCCUGAUGAGUCUGGCCUAGUUGAUGCCUCCUCACUACGACGACAGAUUGUGAAGCUGAACCGGCGUCUUCAGCUGCUGGAGGAAGAAAACAAAGAGCGCUCAAAGCGAGAGGUGGUCCUGUAUUCUGCCACAGUUGCAUUCUGGCUUAUUAAUACCUGGAUAUGGUUUCGUCGUUAAAAUGGAUGAACCGAGUCUCCCAAAACACUGGAAGCCAAAGCAUUUCCUUGUUACGUGUGCAUCUCAUCAGAUUUCCAGCUCAAUAUUCACACCUGACUACUGACAGGUCACUUUGAGGUGGUCUCACAGAACACACCAAUGUACUCUGUGUUUAAUCUAAAACAUCUCUCAUUUCAAAGCACAAUCAAGUACAGCAGGGUAAAGUUUGAAUUGUUACAACGUUGUUUUUUUGCUUAGCUGAGAGAAUCUGAGUUGGUUUCAGAAAUGAGGUUUAACCAUAGGAAUAAUAAAAGUUUAACCUUGAACUCUCAACUGUCAAACUCCAGAAAAGCUGAUCAGUGGAGUUCAACUGAGUUACCUGUGUCCCUGUUCACUGAGAAUCAGUUUAGCCGACAACUAGCAGCUGUAGUGAAAUAACAUUAGUAAAGUGAAAAAAAUCACCAUAUAUCGCAAUAUAUUAAGUUACUUAGCACUUCAUGAUGAAUUAUGAAAGAUGGAGGCUGUAUGUACUUGGUUAUAACUUGGCCUAACAGGACAAAACUGCAUCAGUACCAAAUGGAGCUAAAACAUGAUGUAGCUUAAAUAUAGAUUAGUAGUAUUAGUAGUAGUAGUAGUAGUAGUAAUAGUAGUAGUAUUAAUCAGUUAAUUCACCUGUCCCGACAGUCUGAAAGCUGUUGUGAGGUGCAUAGUCUUAUUAUUAUAAGUAAUUGAAAAUUAAAUUACUUAAAUAAAUGACUUUAUGAAUGUGAGGACAGAUCACAACUUUAAAUAAAUCACAUCUGAAUGAUAAAGUGGGCAAGAAGUUGAGUAACAGACAAAUAUAAAACCAUUGUCUGUGUGAAUGAUGAAAAGAAGCUGUCAGAAAGCAGGACUGGAGGAAAUGCACAGACACUCAGAGUUUCUCACAGAAAACUGCCAGCGAGUAGUUUUAACUUCAUGGAGUACGUUGUCAAGUUGAACUUGUUUUGUGAAACUGAAAACCCUGAGUUUCGUGUGAGUCAAGUAAGUUGAAUUUCACAAAAUCCACUUUCUGGACAGAGCCCAUUAGAAUCUGGAGAACAGUCUACCCAGAUUUAACCAGCACCAGUUUCAAACCCUGACUAGUGCACUUAGUUUAUUGAUAUUCACAGAGAUAUGCAGUUACUACUGAUUCUACCUGUUGGGUUCAUAAAUCUUUUGCACAGCAGCAACAUGUGUUACAGCGAUUCUGAUCAUCAUGUAUCUGUGAGAGAGUAAAGUAAUUUAGCAAAGGAGAUUUUUUAGCUUCAGAAGAGGAAUAUUUAGAGAAAAAUAAGGAUUUACUUGAGCAGCAGAUGUUUUGGGAACUCAGGCAAGCGCUUUACUUAUAGGACCAAGCCUCUGAAGUGGAAGUUCAGAAGUUUUGUCAGAAACUAUCCUGGAAGUGUCAAAAGUAUGAUUAUAACUAAAUCUAUAGAUGCCAUAACAUUUUCCUUGAAUGUCGUUUGAGUUCUGCGACACCCAAAUCACAGUGUAGUACUUGAAUAACUUUAAGUAGAUGUAGAUUUGUCCUCUGUUAUUUAUUUUUGUAUUGAUUUAUUUUUUACUUCAUUGGCACUCACACAUCUAGUGAGUUAAGUUAAAAAGAUACCCAAUAGCUGAAGUGGUAAUAAAAAAAAACUCAAUGGAUAUAUUAUCUGUGAAAUGAUCAUGUAUUUUAACACUGUUAAUAGUUUUCCACCUGUUAUCUAUAAGAGUAAAAGCAUGGGCUCUGUGUUGUUAUUCGUCAUACAGUGUGAUACGAGUCUUAACACUUCAGUGUAUAUGAUCAUGUGUCAGAAAUAGCUCUGUAUAGGAUAUGUUGAUGUUAAUAUUUUUGAAUAAGGAAUUUAUUUCAUGUUGGUUUAUUUAUUGCACAUAAUAUUUGCAGAAGAGCAUUUAUAUCUUCAUCUGAGUCGGGGGUUUCAACUUAAAUGUGUUCUUUCUUUGUAAUAUAUGAAUACAUCCAUGUUUGUAAAUAUUUUUGCUGUAAUAAAUAAAAGAUGGAUGGAUCUGUG
Molecule: messenger RNA, 3032 nt
Organism: Sphaeramia orbicularis (orbiculate cardinalfish)
Lineage: Eukaryota; Metazoa; Chordata; Actinopteri; Kurtiformes; Apogonidae
Gene: mffb
Product: mitochondrial fission factor b
Exons: 7
Coding region: 157-1017 (286 amino acids)
Biological process (GO): positive regulation of mitochondrial fission
Cellular component (GO): mitochondrial outer membrane; peroxisome
Source: RefSeq, a predicted model, not a curated record